CAGUUUGUGGUAAUGAUGGGGAAUGUGGGAUAUCGAAUGUCCUAUAUGCGUCUACCGCCGCGAACCAUACUUUCGAUCAUCAGUUCAUUAGCGGUUUCUCAUUUAGUCGUAGUAGAGCGACCGGGCAAGUCACACACAGUCCUCGUGCUUCACGAAGAUCUAGUUCCAGAAAUGACCGACGAACGGACGCCCUUGACUUCGGUUCCACCAUCUGCGUUGGAUUCCGAGUCCUCGUCCUAUGUCCAUCAGCUCAAGGGCCAUGAAACGCUACGCGAACGCCAGGUGAAAAACUUCCAGUGCUGGAUUUGUACCGCCAUCUUCGGUGCCUUCAUCAUUGGAAUCAUCAUUAGCCUCAGCUACGUAAUCAUGGGCGACGCAAAACGUGGGGCGUCCAACAGCACAAACGUAACGGAAACGGCGAACUUCCCGGAUUUGCUUAAUCUGAUUAGCUUUCCACUAGCCGACGAACCCACGCCGAUAUGGGACGCGCCGAACAUAACCGAACAGGACGCAGCCGACGCCAUUGCCGAGGGGGAGAAAGCCCUGGGUGACAAGGAGCUGCUGGAGGAGGCCUUGACGGCACCUCCGGUACAGUCGGCGACCUUCCGGCACCAGAGGGCAGUCAGCACAACCCUGGCUGCCCGUCUUGCCUCCAAGGUCGGCUACGUGGAGAACAAGGCCACGAAUGCGAUCGCCCGGAAGCAUAACAUGAAGAAGCGGCAUCGCCGUUGGAGUAUCGGUAAGGGCCCGGCCAUCAAGAUGCCUCAUCAGAACGGAACUCAACAGUGCGACUUCAAUGCUAGGUAUCGCACCAACAAUGGCACGUGCAAUAACAAGAAGAACCCUCAUACGUACGGCGUCGCCUUGAUACCAUUUCGGCGACAACUGACUCCGGACUACGGUGAUGGAGUGUCCAGCCCUCGCGAAUCCGUCGAAGGCAAGGAACUGCCGAGCGCCCGCCAAGUGUCCCUCCAAAUUCAUCGACCAUCGUACCAUAACGACCCCAACUUUUCCGUCAUGCUUGCUGUCUGGGGACAGUUCCUGGACCAUGACAUCACGUCUACGGCCUUGAACCAGGGUGUUGGCGGAAAAGCCAUCGAAUGUUGCGACCCUGGCCAGCCUCGGCAUCCGGAAUGUUUCCCGGUCCCACUGGGACCAGGUGACCCGUACUUCCACGAUUACAACCUAACCUGCAUGAACUUCGUCCGGUCGAUCCCCGCUCCUACGGGUCAUUUCGGACCACGUCAACAGCUGAACCAGGCAACGGCGUACAUCGAUGGCUCCGUAGUCUACGGAUCAGACGAUGCCAAGGUCAAACGGCUACGAACAGGUCAGGACGGUAAACUUCGAAUGUACGUCACCCCGGAUAACCGGGAGCUCCUUCCGAUCUCUACCGACCCCAAUGACGGCUGCAACGAGGAAGCCAUGAACGCAGCCGGCAAGUACUGCUUCGAGUCCGGCGACGAGCGGGCCAACGAGAACCUGCAUUUGACGUCGAUGCACCUGAUCUGGGCCCGGCACCACAACAACCUUACCGGGGAGUUGAAGAAGGUCAACCCGGACUGGGAUGACGAGCGGCUGUUUCAGGAAGCUCGCCGGAUAUUGGCCGCCCAGAUGCAGCACAUUACGUACGGGGAGUUCGUACCGGUUAUCGUGGGUGAGGAUACGGCUGAGCGGAUGGAGUUGGCACCUAAUCCGGAGAGUGACCGGGACACGUACAACGUGUCGGUGGAUCCGUCGGUGGCGAACGUGUUUGCGGCGUCGGCGUUCCGGUUUGCGCAUACGUUGCUGCCGGGCCUGAUGAAGAAAACCCACGACCCAACCUCGUCACCCUCGGGCAUCGAACUGCACAAGAUGCUGUUCAACCCGUACUCCCUGUACGGUAAAACCGGCCUAGAUGACGCCAUCGGUGGUGCCAUGACCACCCCUCUGGGCAAAUACGAUCAGUACUUCACCACCGAACUGACCGAACACUUGUUCGAGAAAGCGCAGGAUCUGCUGCACGACCGGCCCUGCGGUUUGGACCUCGUAUCGCUGAACAUCCAACGGGGCCGGGACCACGGCCUUCCGUCCUACCCGCACUGGAGACGACAUUGCCGGCUUCCGCCGGUGGACACCUGGGACCAGCUGGAAAAGGUGGUGGACGCCGGUUCGUACCAGCAGAUGCGCAAGAUCUACGGCGAACCGGAGAACGUGGACGUCUACUCGGGGGCGCUCAGCGAACCGCCCGUGGAGGGCGGCGUAGUGGGACCGUUGAUCACCUGCCUGCUGGCCGAUCAGUUCUUGCGGUUGAAGCAGGGUGAUUCGUUUUGGUACGAACGCCGGCGAGGACCGCAGCGGUUCACCCGGGAUCAACUACGGCAGAUCUACAACACCCGGCUGUCGAGUAUAAUCUGUCGGAAUUCGGACGCGAUCACGCAAUCUCCAGUCUACCUGAUGCGCAAGGUCAACCGCGAAGACAAUCCGGAGCUUCCGUGUUCGCAGCUGGACACGUUCGACUUCUCAGUGUUUCGCGAUCGGAAGAAUGCCGACUCGAGGCGGGUCAAGCUAGCGACCGCGCAAGUUGGAGUGGUUGUGCAACCUUCCUCCAGUACCGUAGUGUCAACAAAUUCGUCAACGGCGGACACAACUACCGAAGGAUUGACGACGACAACCACUACGACUUCAACAUCCAUGACAUCAGAUAAUACGUUGAUUUGAGAGAGGUCUGUUGCACUGUAGCACGGUUUCUGGUAGGGAUCAUGUGAUCUGACAUCUGAUUUUAACGAUCAAUUGUCAAACGUCAGAUCCAUUGAUCCCUACCAGAAAACUAAACUCACGGUUGCUCGAAAACUAGGUACUAAUCUAGUGCAUUCGUUUUCUAACUGUUUUUACAUGUGGAUUAUAGUUCUGUAAAUUAAGCAAUACUCUGACAGGCGCAGUGAAUCACUCCAUCAUUUGUAAAGAAAAGUAUUUAGGACUAGUCAUCAAUA
Aedes albopictus (Asian tiger mosquito) is the source of this 2972-nucleotide messenger RNA. Its product is annotated as chorion peroxidase-like. The transcript has 6 exons. Gene Ontology annotation, molecular function: heme binding; peroxidase activity. Lineage: Eukaryota; Metazoa; Arthropoda; Insecta; Diptera; Culicidae. The coding region runs from base 13 to 2700 and encodes 895 amino acids. The record is from RefSeq and is a predicted model, not a curated record. Gene Ontology annotation, biological process: response to oxidative stress.